This is a messenger RNA of Jatropha curcas, 1371 nucleotides long. The record is from RefSeq and is a predicted model, not a curated record. Lineage: Eukaryota; Viridiplantae; Streptophyta; Magnoliopsida; Malpighiales; Euphorbiaceae.
GAAUUAAGGAAUUUGCCAAUUUUGACAGGGAGCCACCCUCUGAUUCUCACUUGGGACCCACUUUGUUCUUAUCUAAUACGCAGCUGUCUAAGAACCCAAGAAAGUCAUGUUCUACUCUUCACUCUUCUGGCUUCAUUUCAUAUAUAUAACAAAAAAAAUCAUAAGCUCUUACCGUCAAAGAUGAUUGAUUCUGCCAUUUCAACACCGACUCAAAUAUACUGAGAGAGAAGAUGGAGCCAACUGCAAAAGUAUCAUCAAUUUUUGUAUAUCCAAUCAAGUCAUGCCGUGGCAUCUCAGUUUCUCAUGCUGCACUCGCUCCUACUGGAUUCCGAUGGGAUCGAAACUGGUUAGUUGUCAAUUAUAAAGGGAGGGCAUAUACCCAAAGAGUUGAGCCGAAGCUUGCUCUGGUUGAGGUAGAGCUGCCUCACGAGGCAUUUUUAGAUGGUUGGGAACCCACUAAGAACUCCUAUAUGGUAAUAAAGGCUCCUGGGAUGGGUGUGCUUAACAUACCACUGACAAGACCUCAUGAAGUAGCAGAUGGUGUCUCAGUGUGGGAAUGGUCCGGCUCUGCACUGGAUGAGGGAGCUGAAGCUGCAAAAUGGUUUUCAGAUUAUAUUGGAAAACCAAGUCGGCUAGUGCGUUUUAAUGCAGCAUCAGAAACCAGAGCCGUCGAUCCUAAUUAUGCUCCUGGACACAAUGUUAUGUUCUCUAAUCUCUUUCCAUACAUGCUAUUAUCUCAGGGAUCAUUGGAUGGACUAAAUAAGCUUCUGAAGGAGCCUGUUCCAAUUAACCGUUUUAGACCCAACAUUCUUGUUGAUGGUUGUGAACCGUUUUCCGAGGACUUGUGGAGAGAAAUUAGAAUAAAUAAGUUCACAUUUGAAGGCGUCAAGCUUUGUUCCCGCUGUAAGAUACCCACGAUUAAUCAAGAUACAGGAUUAGCAGGGUCAGAACCAAAUGAAACUCUAAUGAAAAUCCGAUCUGAUAAAGUUCUGCGUCCGGAUAAGAAACAACAGGGAAAGAUAUACUUUGGGCAGAACAUGGUUUGGAAAGCCAGUGAUGGAGGGAAAGGAAACAUAUUGAAUGUGGGAGAUCCUGUUUUUAUUAUCAAGAAAGUCUCUUCUGCAGCUGAAGCUGCUGCCUAAACCCUAUUAAAAUAUCAGCAAAACUUUGUCGAAUGUCUACUAGCACAAUUUGUAAGUUGCAGACUACGAGAUCCAUCAAAUACAGUGAUGAAAUAACAUGUAUUUAUGCUAUGUACCAAUUCAUAAUAAAGGAACAAAUAAAAUGCCUGUAAAAUAAAUUAUACUCUCUCCGUUUCGCUUUAAGUUCUCAUUUAGGAUUUUGAGAGUAUAUUAAUAAUUUUUUUUUCAA